Molecule: messenger RNA, 1934 nt
Organism: Acanthochromis polyacanthus (spiny chromis)
Lineage: Eukaryota; Metazoa; Chordata; Actinopteri; Pomacentridae
Product: SE-cephalotoxin-like
Exons: 2
Coding region: 165-1784 (539 amino acids)
Source: RefSeq, a predicted model, not a curated record
AUUUCAGAGGAGGAAAGUCACGUGUUUCAUCCGUCUAUAAACCUGAAGCCCCCGACAGUCUGAGGCAGAAUCCGACAGCAGCUCUGAAGCCUCUAUCUGGUCCUGAAGUCUCCGUUUGGUUCUGAAGUCUCCGUCUGGUUCUGCCAGUAUUUGAUUUUUCAGUCAUGGCGUCCCCACGGUGGUUGGCCUCCAUGUUGCUGGUUUCAUGGAUUCUUCUCCUCUGCUGGAUGGCCUCCUCUGCAGAGUCACAUGACCUCCACCAGCCCCUCAGGAUCCGCAGAGAGAUGGAUUUUCGCACCAGAGAGAAGGUCAAAGAAUCUCUGACCAUCGUCAAAGACUCUCUAACUGUCAUCAAAGAAGCUUUGGCCAGUGCUCAGGCCAACAAAGUGAUUAAUGUGAUAAAGAGCAUCUCAAAUGUUGCCAACCUUGCGCCCGGCAUUGGAGGUCUGGUUGCAUGCUUUGUCAACGUGGUGCUGGCCUUCAUCCCUCAGGAAAACCCUCUGUCAGAGCUCAGGAAGGGCUUUGAUGAGGUGAAUCGGAAGCUGGACUCCCUCUCCAUGCAGAUCUCCAACUUGGCCACAGACGUGGAAUGGUUCAACUACGCCAGCGUCUACUCCCAAGACGAAGUCCGCAUCCUCAAUGCCUGGAACAAGUUCACCGAGUUUCGUCAGAGCAGUGAGCUGGCACAAAGCGAGGAAGCAAAACUGCAACUGGCCGAGAUGUUCAUCAGCCACUACGAGUCCUCAGGAGCUGAGGCCAGCGUGUCCAAUCUUUACCACUACCUGACGGUCAGCAGCACAGCGCUCAGUGGAAACCUCAACAACUUGCUGAUGAAGAAGUUUAAAUGUGGUGUUUUCGACAUCAGCAGGUUCAACCUGUACUUCAGCAGCCUGCUGUGGAAGGGAAUGGUGGUCAGCCAGGUCUACUGGAAACUGAUGGGUUUCAACUCAGCAGCCAAAGAGGUCCAACAUAUACAGAUGUUUAAGAAGGUGCAUGAAGCUCAAUCAUCAGCUGUUGACUACUGCCUGACAAAGUAUGAGGAGUACAUGAAGAAAGACGUAGAGGAGAUCACCAAAAAGCUCAUCCCUGACAAAGAUGCCAUCGCGGAGCAGGUGAAGAAGGCUCUGGACAAGAAGUACAACUGGUACAGCUGGGUGGUGCUGGUGUACGACAGCAACAGUGAAAGCAGUUACAAGCUGUUUGAUGUGACAAAGAUCCCAGUGGACAACGUCAUGGUAGUUGUAGCCUACACUCUGAUAACAAACGACAUAGAUGUAGUUGCUGUUAAUGACACAGUCAAACGCUGCCUUCAUGGCCAAUCGUGUGAAAGUAGAGAUCAAAUAACAUCAUGUCAGUGGACAUACGAAAUCACUGUGAGGGAUUCCACCAUAAUACAUCCGUGGCAACAAGCCAAAAUAACGCAUGUGUCCUAUAACGGCGGCCAGAGUUUUGCAGAACGUCCAACACCGUUUCAACAAGUCGACUGCAGCUGGGGCACAUGGGGAGGGAAGGUUUCUGUUCACUUGUUCAAGAGGAUUGAGGUCUGCACUGAUAGCACAUGUAAGAACAAUGGAAAGUGCAAGAGGCUGUUGGAAUCCAAUGAUUGGUUCUGCGACUGUCAGGAUGGUUACCAUGGAGACACAUGUGAGAAGAAAGUUGAAAUAUCAGUGUCUCAGGACAUGAAGACUCUCUUCCCUACAGCGCUCAUCAGCACCACCAGCGCCAAACUCAGAACCAUCGAGUCCAAACUGGACACAAUGAUGAGCAGAUGUCAGUGUUCAUAGAGUUCUGUAAAACCACAAACACACACCAGGCAGCAGAACACGUGCUGGAACAAGAGCAGAUUUAAAAAGCUGUUUUAGUGCCACCGUGUGUUGGAAAAAUGUCUGCCUGAAAAUGAUUCUAAAGGAUUAAAGAUUUCUAAAAGAAAUAAA